AUGCUUCACCAUUUGAUGGUUGGGACGUGGACUCCGCCUGGUGCCAUAUUCACAUUUGAAUUUGAUGAUGAGGCAUUGACCUUGAAAAUGAUCAAGCGAACUUCAAUUCCUGAAGAUGAACCAAUUUCAUGGAUGACCUUUAAUCAUAAGCGGAAUACCAUAUAUGGAGCAGCUAUGAAGAAGUGGUCAAGUUACACUGUCAAAAGUCCAACGGAGAUUAUUCACAAAGCAUCACAUCCAAUGGGUCAUUCUCCAUUAGCAGCAAGUCCAGAAACAAACACUCGAGCAAUCUUCGUUCUGGCUGCACACAAGCCACCGUAUCAUGUAUACGGAAACCCGUUCUAUGAUCACGCGGGUUGGGGUAAUAUCUUCUCAACUGAUCAACACGGAGCGCUAGAAAAAUGUGUUCAAAACUAUGAGUAUAUGCCAAUCACUGGAAUUCAUGGCAUGGUAUUCGAUGAAAGUGAGACAUAUCUUUACUCUGCGGAUUUACGUGGAAACAAAGUAUGGACACACAAGAAAGAUCCAGAAACGGGUCAUCUGACGUUGGCAAAUUGUGUUGAAGCUCCUGGUCCCAAAGAUCAUCCUCGCUGGGUUGCAAUCCAUCCAUCAGGAAAAUAUCUCUAUGUUCUAAUGGAAGCUGGAAACCGUCUUGCAGAAUAUGUCAUUGAUGAGUCCACACACUUUCCCGUUUUCACACAUAAAGCAUACCCUCUCAUCCCACCAGGAAUCCCAAACGUCAAUGGAAAAAUGUACCGUUCAGAUGUCUGCGCUCUCUCUUCAAGCGGCAAAUACCUCUUCGCAACCUCAAGAUCAAAUGACUUCAAGGUGACUGGCUACAUUGCUGCAUUCGCUCUAGGUCCUUCAGGUCAAAUCGAAAGACAAAUCUGCUUAAAUCCUACGCCAACAAGUGGAGGACAUUCAAAUGCCGUCAGUCCAUGUCCGUGGAGUGACGAAUACCUUGCUUUGACGGAUGAUCAGGAAGGAUGGAUUGAGAUUUAUAGAUGGAAAGAUGAGUUUCUGGGUAGGGUGGCUCAUUGUGAUGUCAAGGAGCCGGGAUUUGGUAUGAAUGCUAUUUGGUAUGAUUGA
Messenger RNA from Glarea lozoyensis ATCC 20868, 1089 nucleotides. RefSeq names its product 3-carboxy-cis,cis-mucoante lactonizing enzyme. The transcript has 4 exons. Lineage: Eukaryota; Fungi; Ascomycota; Leotiomycetes; Helotiales; Helotiaceae. The record is from RefSeq and is a predicted model, not a curated record. Gene Ontology annotation, molecular function: 6-phosphogluconolactonase activity; protein binding. Bases 1 to 1089 code for a protein of 362 amino acids.